UUGAGCUGUCCCGUUUGGAUACAUAACGCGCAGGAGCGCCCCGGUGGAAGAAGCUCUCUGCGGGGGGAACGGGUUGAUCCCUCGGCUCUCCGAGACACACCGCAGACUUUUUAUUUUGUUUUUGUUGUUGUUGUUGAGGGGAGGAUUAAAAAGAAACCAGUCUGCACCGGAAUUGCCCAACGGGGGUUUCUUUUUUAUGACUGACUCCAGGAGGAUUUAUAGUUUAUUCCAGACAUCAUCUGCGCGGUGUGUUGCCUCAAAGCGCAUGUUUUGGUCAAAUAGAGAUUAUUGAUGGCAUCGAUGCGGAUAACUGAUUAAAAGACCCCCCGUUGUCCGUUUGGCGAACAGUUGCGGAGGUUGUUUCUUUUUCUUCUUCUUCUAUACCGGCGGGAGGGAUGCAGACUGUCGGGAGAAAGGGAGGAGCGCUGGUGGGAUGUCGCCUCUGGAAGACGGUGCUUCUUAUUUUCCUGUGGAAAGUGUCUGACAGCCGAGCAGGAGCUGCAGGAUCCGGACCAGGGGGCGGGCCGGACUCCUACCAGCCCCGGUUCUCCUCCUCCGUCCCCACCUACCUCCCCGUGCAAUGCCAGCUCAGCGGUGCAGACUCCGCCUUCUUCCUGCGGGAAUCCAAUCAGGACGUCAUGCGAAACGGCAGCCUGUCGUCGCGGACCGAGCCCUUCUUCCUCCACCAACUCGAAGCCGCCGUCGCCGCCCCGCACUCCCUGCCCAGCGUCAACUGCAGCUACGGGAACCUGAGCGUUGAGCAGCCAAUCCCAGUGGAGCUGCUUCAGGGCCCUCCACCACACCUGCUGCUGUCAACCAACCAGGUGACUCUGAACUGGAAGGUCAAAGGUCAAGUGGUGGUGCCCAAAGUUGGUUCGACACGGCCCUGGAUACAGGUGCUGUUUUAUCUGGCCGGGCGUCGUUGGGACGAGCCUGACCCGCCUCCUCAAGCCCUCCUCCCGUGCGUCAGAGCCGUGGCCGUCCGUGACACCAGUGAAGCGGCACCCUCGGCGGGCUGCCGACUCAUGGGACCAUCUGGCAUCUGCGUGGUCCGUCUGGAGAUUCCCCCAGCUUGGUUUACACCACCGCAAGCGAGAAAAAGACCUCCCGAAGUGACUCUGCCAUCACUGGAUGUGUAUUACUCGAUCAUACCGGCGGAAGGGAACGGUCGAGAGUGUCCCUCCAUCGUCGAUGAGCCAUGGAGAGGACAGAGCGUGAACGUCGGCCCUCUCGGAGGCCUGGGCCCCGGCGGACAUUGGAGCCCCCUAGUGGACGGGGGUCUUCAAGACAUGCUGAAAGCCGGUUCUGUGGUGAUGAACACGGGCGCCGCGUCUGCCAAAGGGGAAAAAUUGAGACUGGAUGAAAACGUGGAGGUUCUGGUGCCUCCCAGCCCGGUGCGGCUCGGCAGGACGGUGGCGUUCGGCGUCUACAUGAAGACGGGUUCAGACACGGAACAGUUCACGUUGAGGGUGUGGUUCCAGUCAGGAAUUAACUUCCUGGCUGUGAAACCCAGCAACCUCGUCGCGUGGGAGAUCAAACAGGAAAUGGCACCGGGAAGCAGUUCGCUGGCGGUGAUGUGUCAGAGAAGGGCGACCUCCACAGCAGAGAGGUUGGAGAGUCCGUCCUAUGAGGUGAUGCAGCUGGAAUUUGAGGUGGACAACGUGAUCAACCUGGUGUCCACCCAGACGCUCCACUGGAACGUGGAGUACAUCACUGGCACGUCUUCCAGGCAGACGGAGAAAGUCUCACACCUCUACAUUAGCAACGCUGACAUCCAGGGAAUCGUACCACUGGCUCAGGACACGGAGGUGGUGAACACAGCCAUUCUCACAGGUCGCCGUGUGGAAGUGCCCAUCAAACUGGUUACCGUGGAGACCGACGGGCAGGUGAGGGAGGUGGACGACUCGGUCACCUGCACCUCGACGGACGUGGAUGUGGUCAAGGUUUCCCCAAACUGUGACCAGGUCUGGGUGAACGGCAAAGAGAUGCGCGGCCGUCACUCUUUGGCGGUGAACUUCACGUACCUGCACCUCUCUGCUCAGCUGCAGCUCACCGUCUGGGUGCCCAAGCUCCCUCUGCAGAUCGACGUGUCGGACACCGAGCUGAGCCAGGUGAAAGGCUGGAGGGUACCGAUCGUCUCCAACAAGAGACCUACCAGGGACAGUGAAGAUGAUGAGGAUGAUGAGAGGAAGGGCAAAGGCUGCACCCUACAGUACCAGUACGCCUUGGUCCGGGUGCUCACACACUUUGUGGCAGAGCCCUCUGACCCUGGAGGGGAGAUGGUCUACAUGCUGGGUGCCGACUGGCAAGCGGACAUCACUCAUUUGGUGUUGGACCAACUAAAGGUAGAAGAUCCUCGGGUUGCCAUGUUGGUGGACGGACGGAUCUUGAUUGGCCGAGACCUGGGGAUUACUACAAUACAGGUUCUGUCCCCGCUGUCUGACUCCAUCCUGGCAGAGAAGACUGUGACUGUGUUGGAUGACAAGGUCACCAUCACUGACCUGGGAGUCCAGCUGGUGGCAUCUCUGUCCCUCAGUAUGACAGCGAGUUCUGGGAACUACCAAGCUAUACAGCUGACCACUACAGCCACGGACCUGCUACACACACCCAAACAGGAGGCAGCGAUCAGCGCGUGGAUCCAGUACAGUGACGGCUCAGUGGCGCCACUCGGCGUCUACGUCCAGGACUUCCUCCUCUCGGUCGUGUCAUUGGGGCGCGUCAUCUCUAUAACAAAUCAGGAGCAACACUGGCCUAAUGUCGUGGCGGAGGCCGAUGGACACGGACCGCUGGUUCGCGUAGAGAUGAUCAUCUCUGAGACCUGCCAGAAAUCCAAAAGAAAGAGCGUGCUGGCGUCUGGAGUUGGCAACGUGAUGGUGAAGUUUGGAGCCAAGAGUGAGGACAGGGGUGUGAUGGGAAGAGGAGGACAGGACGGGGGAGGAGGAGGAGGAGGAGGAGGAGGAGGGAUGGACAACGGCUCCAGUGAGCACCAAACAAAGGAUGGAGAGUGGAAGUCGAACAGUGCAGCGGUGGAUCGAGAGGAAGGAGCCAUGCGGAAGAUUAGCACAACGACCAAGAGCGCAGUGACCCAUCGCUCUUCAGGAGGUAAAGCGGCCAGCGGAGGCAGCCGCAGCAGCCGGGGUGGAGGCCCCAGCCAAGCAGGGGACUACAGUAGCUACCCCGCACAGGUGGAGGUACCGGGCACUGGGGACAGCGAGCUGACCCAGACCACCAGAGGACUGUCGGACCUGGAGAUUGGAAUGUACGCCCUUUUGGGCGUGUUCUGUCUGGCAAUACUGGUCUUCCUCAUCAACUGUGUCAGCUUUGCCUUCAGAUACCGUCACAAGCAGGUCCCUGUGCUGGAGGCCGGCGGCAACAUGAACCACGCCCACGACUGGGUGUGGCUCGGGAACGAGGCCGACCUUUUAGCGGAUCACUCUGACCAAUGCCAGGGCGUGCUGCCCGAAGAGUGCACCACCAUCAUCGACCGGAGUGAGGGGGCGUACGAGGAGAACAAGUACCUGCUGAACGGGGCCGGCAACGCCCUCGUGAUGGGCGUGGGCACCGGCGUGGGCACCGGCGUGGGCACCGGCGUGGGCACCGGCGUGGGCACCCUCCGUGGGAGCGGCGGCGCAGGCGGACACCGGCGCAUCGCUCACGGACAAACCUUGCCCCGAUCGGUCCCAGAACCGCAUCAGUGCCUGUCGGCGAUCACCGGCCAAGCAGAGCAUCUCAAUAAUUCCCCCCGAGCCACGGCCGCGGCCGCUGCCGCCAAACGCAAGCGCGUCCAGUUCACGUCUUUCGCCACCGUCCUGCCCAACGAUAAUUCGUGCGGGGGCGGUGGCCCGUACGCCAACUCCUCAGUCCUGGUGACCAAUGGCAGCGAGGAUGACAUCAAGUGGGUGUGCCAGGAUAUGGACCUGGGUCAGUCUGAAAUCAGAACCUACAUGGAGAGGCUACAAGACAAUCUGUGACUGAUGGGAAAGACACUGAGGAAUGGAGGGGCAGAGGACGAGAACAGGAGGGGGGGAUGGACCACGAGGACAAUUCACCUGUAAUGCCUUUGCAAUGGAUGAAGGGAGGGACGAGGGGAGGAAGAUGAGAACCGGCGAUGGAAAGCAUACCAUCGUCACUCGCUCACACUGAAAGCAAUGGUAGCAGACAAUAAACACCAUCAUGAGUUUGUUUUUAUGAUUAAUUGUGAAAAUAUUAGUGGACAAAUCCAGAAAAGUCACGAUUGGUUAUGAAUGUGUUUUUUUUUAGAAUACCAGUAAACCAUUGUGCUAUUCAUAAAUGUAAAAACUAAUCAAGCCACUACACAUUUAAACGAGGAUGGCAAGAACAUAAUUUCUAAAGUAUUUUGUACCCAUGUGGUGUUUUGCCACUAUUGGCGGUAGCUGUUGAUUUAAUCCCUGAUAUAUAUAGUUUUAAUAAUUACCAGCCAAGUCUACUGAAUGGGUUGUAUCGAGAUGUACGAUCACUGAAGAUUAGAUGAGCUUCGAAAAUACAAUCAAUUAUUGUUUCUUCUCUCAUGUGACCCAUUUUGCUUUUGGCAUUGUUCAUACGUGAAAUGUAAAAUAUAUAUAUUCAAAGUACCGGACAAUAAAUGUAGGCACCCGUGGGAGCUAGAAAAAGGGGGCGGAUCUCGCUGUUUCCCCAAACAACAGAAUGUGUCAAGAGUUGGAAGAUGAACUGACGAGCAGAAGACUGUUUCUCCCUUGGAUCCAAGACAGAGGCAUUUAAACUUGCACAAUUACAAACAGGAAACAACAUUAGCCAUAUUUGAGGCUCACCGUCCUGUUUUGUGAAACCUUUUGAGCCAAUGACGGCUUUCUCCCUGUAUCCAGAACCAAUCACAUCAUCCCCCUAAACCCCCUCCUCUCCUUGUCUGUGAUUGGACGGCAGUGAACUGAAGAAACACAGUGAAAUACUGUGAAAUACUCUCUGUAAACUGAAAAGGGGGACUGACUGAGGUGUCUCGUAUAAACAAGGAGGCUGCUUGGGCUUUGCAAAGCCUGGACGAACACUUAACAAUGAGGAUUAUUUAAAACAGGAACUACGUAGGCAACAAGAAGGACCAGAGAGGCCUGCAGUGGAGCAGGAACAAGUUCAAGGUAGAGCAGGAACAAGUUAAAGGUGGAGCAGGAACAAGAUAUGGGUGGAGCAGGAACAAGUUAAAGGUGGAGCAGGAACAAGAUAUGUUGAAUGAAAUUACAAUAUGAAAUGAAAAUGAAGUGAAACUGAAUAUCUCACGAAUAAGAUAUGGGUUCAUGAAACAUGUUUGUUUUUGGUAAACAUAAUUAUGUAUGUUUUUCCCUUUUUGUUUGUCCAUUUUGAUUAAUAGAAACGUUUUUAUUGUGUUUUUUGUUUUAUGUAUCUAUAUUUUGUUCUCAUAGAUUUAUUUGACUUUAACGGACACUUGGUUAAGUUUUUCUUCUAGAGAUUUAUUUAUUUAAAUGAACAUUUUGAGAGGGUGAGGGUGGGAAGAAAGAAAGAAAGGUAAAAUAAUAUAUAAAUAAUAAACAGUAGACCUGCUGGUGAAUGAUAGCACAUGAGAGAAGACGUGAAAGCAAGGAGACAGAAGAGGCCUCACCUUCGUUAAGCUCAGGUGACGAGUCAUGAAGAACUGAUAAUAAACAAGGAGAACUGUAAGAUUGUUAAGAUUGCAAUAUUUAUUUAUAAAUGUGUUACUGUUUCAGAGUACACUGUAUGUUGUAGAUGAAUAAACAUGCUUCAAAGUGCUUGUGAAUACGAUUGCAGGUCACUUAGCCAACAACAUGGUGAGAUUUUGUACAUUUUACAGUGAAAAUAUGGUUCACAAUACUAUCUACCACCACAAUGUGAAAGUGAUCUUAUUGGUUUUCUAAAGAUGUUCCUGUCUUUGUUUAAAGUAUUGAAUUAGUUAUUGUCUAAUUGUACAGGGUAUAAUCAGUUUACCUUCAUGAUGAGAUGUAAAAAUGGAGGACGACCCAUCGAGAAUCCUAAUCAACGGUGUUUGAAGAUGAGUGCAAAAAGAUUCAUUUCAGAAACCAAACUGACACUCUAUUUGCAUUAAUUUGUUUCAAAAGGUGCUCCGUGUAUUACCCGGCCACAGCGUUUCACCUCUAACGAUGGCUCCAUACAAUCUAAAUGUGCAUCUUCGGGAGAGAAACAAAGAAUUAAAAGCUAAUGUGUACUGACUAAAAGCUAAAUUCAAUUAAAUUGCCAUAAAAAGGUCAACAUGACAUCGCUAUCUUAUGAGUUUCACAUGUGGCUCCGUGGUCCGUGUACACUUCAAUAGUUAGUUGAGUGGCUUAAAUGAAACUCGUGCCUGCCUUUCAUCUCGUGGGUUAAGGAGCGCUCACUGGUUGUCAAUAGAAACGUCUGCAGCAUAAACCGCUGAUAUAUUUGGCGUAAUGUCGAAAAAAAUUGGACAUCUUCUCAGAAUGUGGUAAACCAGGGGUGUCAAACUAAUUUUCACCGUGGGCCACUUCAGCACCAUGGCCGCCUCUUAAAGGGCCAGUGUAACCGAAACUGGAUAAACUACUCCUGAACAUAGAGUUAAAUAACUGUCUUUGCGUUUGAUUAUAGUUUAUUUGAGUGUAGAAAUCUUGUACAUAAGGACAUUUCUCUAAUAUUAUAACAUAAACCCAUGUGAUUUGAAACCUUCAAAAUAAAAGUAUAGGAUUUUUUUUUUUUUUUAAAGAAAAUGUGAUCAUAUGUCUUUCAAGCCGUCAGGGGCCACAUAAAAUGACGUGGCGGGCCGGAUUUGGCCCCCGGGCCUCGUGUUUGACACCUGUGUGUUAAUCUAAGACUUUGGCCGGAUUGUACACGUUGCACCUUUAGCACCAAACAUGAUAAACUCCCAUGAGUCACAUGGUCAGGUGUGAAACAGAAGGAACACAGGACUCAAUAGAUACAGAUAAGAGACCGGAGCUUCACAUGGGGGAACCGAGCAGGGCUGCACAGCCUCCACCAACGCAAUAGAUACUUUGACUGAUGACGGCAACUCUACUGUAUAUUAUGGACUCACACACACAACUGUAUCUCUCCGACUCUAACGUAGCUACACGACUGCUGCGACUCAAACACGUUCAGUACUCGCUGAAGGUAGAAGUGUAGAUUGCUAUUUAUUUGAUUAUUUGUGGGGCUUGUGUUCAGCUUUUAUUUGAUACCUGAGAAAGACAAAUAUUCUGUAUGUAGCCGAUGUGGAAGGUGCGCAAUUUACUGCAUGCUUACUAAACUACUGCUGAGCUUUAGCACAGUUCACCAGAAUAAUUGUUUCCACAGCUCAGACAUUUAACUUCUUUGUCUCCUUUCCAGAUAUCAGAAUUUACACCGAACGGCAUUAGUUGGUUACAAAUAGAGUCUGAUUUUUUUUGUUUACUCACGCUAAUAAAGUUUUACAAAUAACAUUCAAACACAAACUUUUGAGUCCAAAAAACAAGAUUGCACAGUUGUUUUUAAAAUUUGUUUUCCACGUUCCUCUGGUUCCCUCAGGCUGUCUUGCUUGCAUACAGGGAAAUAGAUCUAUCUGCACCAGAAAUAUGUUCAUAUUUAAACAAUUUGUCAAAGCAAUUUGUAGCCAAUGCGGGAAGUAUUGUGAUGUUUACACGUUGCAAGUAAAAUAAAGUAACAGCGUGGCGGUAAGAGAGGUACAACGUGGACUUUUUCAAUGUUCGACAUAUUGCUACACAAGAACGUUGCAUCAAAACAGUUUGAUAUGAACAUAAAUCUGACGAUAAAGGUUUUGAGACACACCUGGAUUCUUUUGAACUGGAGGAUUCGCCUAUAGUGCGUUGUCUCACUUGUUAGGCUUUUCCUGAUUAAAAGCCAAUGGAGGUUUUCAAAGGAUGAUACAACAAAAUCAGCCACUUUAGAUUUCUCCUCCUGAACCCGAUCUUGCGAUCGCGCUCGAGUGAAGUGAGUACGUUCACAACCACAUUAGUUCUGCAUGGUGACAUUACAUUAUUACAUUACAUGUCAAUUAGCUGACGCACGCCUCUCUUACCUUGUUUUCAGACCAAUUCAAAUAACUUCUAAAGCAUUUUUCUAAUCAAUUCCUCAUGAAUGAAGUCAAUGCAAAGCAGUAGUUCAGCCAUCAGCAGUCAAAAAAAUUGGACCUUCAACAAGUGGCACCACCAAAAAGAUAAUACACAUUCUCAAAAGAGUUAGUUAUAGUGGUAACACAUGGGUAGCAGCUGAAUGUACUCGGGGUAGAAGAGUUGUGAGCACGAAAGAUUUUUUGUUUAAUUUCUUAUUUUGCUCUUGUCAUUGUUUAAACAUGGCUCAUGGAGGCCAAUAAUGACCCAUAACCAAAAAUAGUCUUAUAAUACUCAGUUUGAUCCAUCGGCGUCACAAUAACAAUCAGCCAUUGUUGCUUUGAUAAUCCAGUAUUUUGAGGCGUGGAGGUUUCAGGGCGAUGGAAGUACAGAACACAAUCAGAAGAAGGUACAGCAGCUGUAAUUUUAGACGUUAGGAGUUUCCUUAAAUGACAUUGUCUCAACAUCAUCACAGGGUUGCUUAAAAGUGUUGUCAUUUUUAAAAAAUAUGUGUGUUUCGAAAUCCGACUUUUGUGUUGAAAUGUCUAUCUUUACCGAAUAGGCUGUACGGAGGAUUGUUUACUUUGUGUUUUCUGUAAGAUGUAAACCGUAAAAUAAAAAGACAAUGACGCUU
Molecule: messenger RNA, 8652 nt
Organism: Pseudoliparis swirei
Lineage: Eukaryota; Metazoa; Chordata; Actinopteri; Perciformes; Liparidae
Product: transmembrane protein 132B
Source: RefSeq, a predicted model, not a curated record